AGUAAACGAGUGCACCCAUUUGGUUUUUGAGCGGCUGCUGCUAACAUAUAUGCUACAUAUUAGUCGCUUGUUGUUUAGCUAGUCCGUCUGAACGUGUAUCGAAGGUUUUUGUAAUAUCUCUCGACCAGGGGUUUAAACUAAUCACAGAUUUAUAAGGGGGCGACAUGAAUAGUCGACUGCAGGAGAUUCGCCAGCGACAGAAGCUUAGGCGGCAGCUUUUAGCUCAACAGCUGGGAGCUGAGAGUGCAGAUAGCAUCGGAGCAGUCCUCAACAGUAAAGACGAACUCAAGGAGAUCGAGGAGACGAGAGAAACAUGCAGGGCUUCAUUUGACAGUUCAGCGCCACCCUCUAAGAGGAAAGUGGAGGGAGAGGACACAGAGGAAGAUGUGGAAGAACAGAAGGAGGAAGUGGAAGUGCAGCAACUGGAUGAAGGCAACCCAUACGAGGAGGUGUACAAGGAUUCCAGUACUUUCCUUAAGGGAACUCAGAGUUUAAACCCUCACAAUGACUACUGUCAGCACUUUGUGGACACAGGUCACAGGCCACAAAACUUCAUCAGAGAUGUCGGCUUGGCUGAUCGAUUUGAAGAAUACCCUAAGCUUCGAGAGUUGAUCAGACUCAAGGAUGAGCUCAUCUCCACCACUAACACCCCUCCUAUGUACCUCCAGGCUGACCCAGAGCACUUUGACCUGCAGGACUUACAGUGCAAGUUCGAUGUUAUUCUGCUUGAACCUCCCUUGGAGGAAUACUACAGAGAAUCAGGCAUCAGCAAUACUGAACGUUGCUGGAACUGGGAUGAUAUCAUGAAACUUGAAAUUGAGGAGAUAUCGGCUCUGCGCUCUUUCGUCUUUCUGUGGUGCGGCUCUGGUGAAGGAUUGGACUUGGGCAGAAUGUGUUUGAGGAAGUGGGGCUUUAGGCGGUGUGAGGAUAUCUGUUGGAUCAAGACUAAUAAGAACAAACCAGGAAAGACCAAGGCACUGGACCCAAAAGCAGUGUUCCAGAGGACCAAGGAACACUGCCUGAUGGGAAUCAAAGGAACCGUGCGCAGGAGCACUGAUGGAGACUUUAUCCACGCCAACGUGGACAUUGACUUGAUCAUCACUGAGGAGCCUGAGAUGGGAAAUGUAGAGAAGCCUGUCGAGAUCUUCCACAUCAUCGAGCACUUCUGUUUGGGCCGCAGAAGGUUGCACCUGUUUGGGCGAGAUUCAACCAUCAGACCAGGCUGGUUGACAGUGGGUCCCACUUUGACAAAUAGUAACUUUAACUCUGAGGCCUACGCCUCACAUUUCGGCUUGCCCAAUUCAAGCCUUUCUGGAUGCACCGAGGAAAUAGAGAGACUGCGGCCCAAAUCUCCCCCUGCCAAGAUGAAGUCAGACCGCGGUGGCGGAGCAGCCAGAGGCGGAAGAGGUGGGCCGAAUGCAGGAAGAGGGGGAGACAGAGGCCGGGAAAGAAAUCGACCAAAUUUCCGUGGGGACAGGGGAGGGUUUAGGGGAAGAGGAGGGCCACACAGGGGAUUCCCUCCUCGCUAGAGCAUUGAGCUCAUGUCAACCAGACGGAUGCUCGGAAUAUCCAUCUGCAUUAGCUCCAAACUUGUACUGCAGUCGAUUUGGUCACCAUGUGACAGCUGAGAACAUAGUGAGUGUCUCUUUGAAACUUUUUGGUCUGUUUAUAUUUUUCAUGGAUAUGCAUUGUAUUAAAUGGCUAUUCUCUGAAUAAACCCUCUUCAAUCUU
Molecule: messenger RNA, 1731 nt
Organism: Pleuronectes platessa (European plaice)
Lineage: Eukaryota; Metazoa; Chordata; Actinopteri; Pleuronectiformes; Pleuronectidae
Gene: mettl14
Product: methyltransferase 14, N6-adenosine-methyltransferase subun
Exons: 11
Coding region: 165-1529 (454 amino acids)
Cellular component (GO): nucleus; RNA N6-methyladenosine methyltransferase complex
Molecular function (GO): mRNA binding
Source: RefSeq, a predicted model, not a curated record